UACUUUACGGCAUAGUUUUAACUUUGUGUAUUUUCCUGCAAAAUGCAUGAAAUAAUGCCUAUUUUCUAAGAUGUCUAAGUCGAAAACUUGAUUUUAUUACGAUCGACUACAUCAAUAAAGAUUCGAACAAUAAGCGGAAGCAAUGAAAACUAAAUGGAACCUGUAAAUCAAUGAAUUUGACCUGGUGAAAAUUGUUUGUUGACAAAAAUAAUUUGAGUGACUGUCGUAAGACUCGUAGGCCUAGUCGGUGUCAGUGUGAGACAUGCCCUAUCCAAUUCCAACACUAUACUGAACUCUGUUGAUUGGAAGGUUGUGAUGCACAGAGACUGAUAGUAUACAGACAAAAGUGCAGAAAACAAGAAUGGCCGACAUUGAGAUUGUUCCUACACCUCAGACUUACAAUGAAGAUUUGGAUCUGCCCGUAGCUGUUAUCAUCUGCAUAGCAGUGUCAUGUUAUGUGUUUGUUGUGAUCAUAGCUCUUAUCAUCAAACAGUGCCUUCAGUCUCGGGGCUUAUGUGGUGAGUGUCGGUUGUGUGGGAGUGAAGAUCAGCCAUGCUGUGAGUGCUGUAUAUCACUGGGCCAAGCUUGUAACUGUUGUCAACAACCAAGAGUCACAUCUUGUUUGGAUCGGUGCUGUCCUCAGAGAAAGAAUUUGUGUAGAAACAAGCAAUUUGAUUGCAUUGAUAUCAUCCUGUGUCAAUGUUGUUCAUCACCAGCUCCAGGAAAAGAGCCAUUAUGCGGCUGUAAUAAUAUGAGUUGCAGCUGUGGAUGUACUUCUCCUGAGUGUGAAAAUAUAAACUGUUUGUGUUUUGAACUGAACAUGAAAGGCGAACGGCUGGGUGAUGAGUCACAGGCGGCGCAGCAACGUCAAUUCUGAGGCACAGGCAGUGGAGGAUUUCGUCUGUUCUAUUUUUGAAAAGCAAUGGUCUCCUCAUUUGACAUGUAACAGAGAUAUUUCUUUUGUCCAUCUUGAUAAUCCAUCUGUGCCAAAAAUUGGUGCUUUGUUAGAGUGGUAGAAUCUCGAUAUUCAUGUAGCAAAGGUAGUCUCUGGUAGUUCUCAACACAAACAGCUGUUGACAGAUUAGAAAAAGAUGGCAGCAGAAAAAAGACUGAUGAUGAAACAUAUUUUUGUGAAAUUCCAUUGCAUACUUCUAUGUCCAUUUUGUUGUAUUUAAUUUUAAAAUGAUGUACAUGGAUGCAUUGUAGAUAUUUUCGUGUUUAAACUUAGGCUUGGUAGUAAUAGUGAGUUGUUCAUCUAGCUAUUUUCACAUAGUUAGCCCUUCCGUCCAUGAUAUUCAAUCAAAUUUUGGCAAGAAUUGGUCAAGGGUCUGUAUUUUCAGCAUCUUGGCCAGAGUGUCUUUGUGUCCAGACGUCCUUUACCAUUUAGAAUGAGACAAUGUGUAUCUUACAGUUAAUCUAAAUGGAAAGUACCAUACAGAAUUGAACAGGAUUUCAUAGUAAUUGGAUCAGUAACCUUCAUCGAAAGUGGAAGAUGCCAUUACUUCCAAUUGGCAAGAACUGUAAUUUACCACUGGGGUCAAAAGACCCCAGGUGCCCAUUUAGGUAGCAAAUACCUGUAUAAUUGUACUUAUCUAGGCAUAUGAAAUAGAUUAUAGUUUCGAAAUUCUUGCUGGACAGCAUCCUGUCAAAUUGUGAGAUUUUAAGUGUUUUAUAAAAGUAUACAAUGGUCAAAAGAGAAAGCUCUUAUUGUCAAUAUAAUAGCAGUUUUGUCAAUAAAGGUAUUUUAAUAUUUCAGA
This is a messenger RNA of Lineus longissimus, 1757 nucleotides long. RefSeq lists its product as uncharacterized. The transcript is spliced from 6 exons. The coding region runs from base 362 to 877 and encodes 171 amino acids. NCBI's taxonomy places the organism in Eukaryota, Metazoa, Nemertea, Pilidiophora, Heteronemertea, Lineidae. The record is from RefSeq and is a predicted model, not a curated record.